AUGGCGUCACUUGCGACCAAAGGUGCAGAAAAGCAGCCAAAGCCAUUGCAUACCUAUCCGGCAGAUGUUCAACCCAGCAGCAAGAUCCUCGCACACUGUGGCUUUGACAGUCUUCACUUCAAUGCUGUCGCUUACCUCGGCGACAACACACUGCUCACGAGUGGCGGCAAAUUUGUGCUCUUCUUGCAUGUCGACUCCGGCGCAGUGGAGUCGCAAGACGGCCCUCGGGAUGGGGCUAUUGGCGCUGUUGCUGCGCACCCCAGCGGAACGUCGUACGUAGUAGGUGAGCGCUGCCCUGAAAACCCGCUUCUGCGUGCGUUCGCCUGGCCCUCUCGCGCCCCGUCGAAAACCUUGGCAGGGGGAGCAGAGGUGGGGUAUAGCACGCUCGCCUUCAAUGUGGAUGGCAGCCGCCUCGCCUCCGUCGCGAGUGCGCCAGACUACACCCUUGCCAUCUGGGACUGGCAGAGUGCCUCGCUACUGCUGAGGAGCAAAUGCUUCAACUCCGACGUGUACAGCGUCGCUUUUAGCCGCUUUGACGACGCACGUCUCGUGACCGGCGGAGCCGGGCACAUCAAGUUCUGGACGAUGGCGGACACUUUCACCGGCACGAAGCUUCAGGGCUCUCUCGGCAAGUUCGGUCGUCACGACAUAACCGACAUCUCCGCGUUUGCCGCUUUGGCGGACGGCAAGGUGCUUUCUGGCUCUGACGGCGGUGACCUUCUCUUGUGGGAGGGUGACCUUAUCGUGUGCACCUUUGCUCGUGCUUUUGCCGUUGAUGAGUCUGGGGUCAAGGGUUUGGAGCAGACACUGCACGACAUUCAGCCAUGCCACGACGGAGCCAUCCACUUCGUCUCUCUGCAGGGCCGCUACGUGGUAACGGCCGGCGCGGACGGCUUCAUGCGGUACUGGGACCUUCACGAGCUGGAAGUGGCGGAAGGCGUAGGAUUGCCGCAGUACUACGCGCCAAUUUGCCUUCAUGAGGUGUGCGUGUCGCCCCUGUUUCGCAUCCGCUCCGUUACGCUCGAUGAGGAACAUCAGCAGUGGAUCCUACUCGAUGAGUUCGGUACCAUCGCCACACUGCCCUACCCGCUGUGUAAUGGCAAGCUAGAUGCGGCAGAGUGGACGGCGCAGGUGCGCCUUCGGCUGAAUGGUGUCCCACUCACGUGCGCGACGGUGUCUCCGGUCGAACAUGUCAUCCUCACCGGCGGGACGGACGGCACUGUGCGCUGCAUCGACUAUGUGCGCUGCGCAGAGCUGUGCCGCGUCGAGUGGCCGCGCAAUCCGCGCAGGGACCCCGUUCCCGUGGCAGACAUGAAGGUGCUAGUGCCGCGCUCGACGGCGCAGAACAUGCUCGCGGUGGUUGGUUUUGGUGACGGUACGGUGCGACUACUCGAAGUCGGCGAAGGCAGGCACGCCAUUCGGGUAGUUGGGCAGUGGAAGGCGCACGCGGAUGGGCUGUGUGCGCUGGCGGUAAGCGAAGACGCAUCUCAGGUGGCCAGUGUCUCCCCUAGCGGGCACGUUUUCUUCUUUAGCGUGGAAGCGGCGCCCUGCACGCUUGUCCCUUUGGGCUACUGCGUCAGCCCGCUGACGAAUCCAACGAGUGCUGCAUGGGAUACGCAGGCUGUGGGCGGCCGCGGUGGUUGCCUGCUCGGGUUUGAGGGUGGCCAGCUGCUAUCAAUCCACGCCCCGGCAUCGGGCUCCGUGAACCACGAUGAGGGGUACGAAUUUCCGUGUGCGUAUGACCUGAUGGCGAUCCGCCAGCGUCAACUGCCACCGCCAAAGACGGAAGCGGAGGAGCUCGAGAUAGCGGAUACCGCUGCCACCGCAUUGCAGGAAGAGGAUGUGGGGCCGUGGCCGAUCGCUUUCGUUGUACAGCUGCCAGGAGAAGGUUUUGCGAUUGGCAUGGACAAGGAGGAGCUUGCGUACGUGUACCAGGGUACCGUCCGCUACGCGAACCGGCUGGGGCUGCCACCCCUGCCCCCAACAGGCGUGGAGCCGCCAAACUACGUUGAGGACCCGCAAUUGAACGUGUGCUACCACGACUACGUGCCGCGUCGGGCUUUCGUCAGCCCUAACGGCGCUCUUGUCGUGUGUGCAGACCGCAAUCAGCUACUGCUGCGGGAGGCUGAAAGUCGACCGCAGCUGUAUCUGCUCGGUGCGGCGCACGACAGCACGAGUGGCGCAGUCACCGGCGCUUUUCUCUCUUACGACGGCUGCUUGAUCGUCUCUGUCGGCACUGACGGCCUUGUCGUGACACAGCUGCGAGACGGCUGCGCAGUCCCGCGUACUUUGCAACCUCUUGUUGACGACGCCAAAGUCGUCGAAACGGCCUCCGGCACGGCUCUUGCCUCGGCAGAAGCCUUUGUAGGUGUUGCGCCUGCCGAAGAGGUUGUGGAGGGGGUCGAGGCACCUGCUUUGUCGGUUCAGGAGCAGAAGGAGGCUGAUGACGCAGCUCGGGCCUCAGCGGAGAGGGAGGCGAAUCUCCAGUGCUUCUUGAAGAAGCUGGAGAAAGUGCGCGACGCGUACGCUCAACUGGUGCGCCGCAAUGAAGAGUUGCUGCCUGAUCAGCGACUGAGCAAGUGUGAAAUGCAGCUCGAUGCAUCACUCCAGGACGCCCUCGAUGCGGAGAAGCAGCGCCGUGUGCGCGAAGCAGAAAAGGAGUACAUCCUGCCCACCGCGCGCGAAGACGUCAAAACGGCCAAGCUGAAGAGGCGUUUCCUUGACACUCUGCUCUACGACCGUUUUGAGCUCGCCGCCAUUGAAGAGAGCUUCUCCGUCGCUUCUAUGCGCCUCUUCGAUCCACACGAGUCCAUCGUCACAGUGAACGCGGCUGCUCACCAGCUGGCCGAGUCGGACGGGGAGUCGGACGUAGACAAAGAACAGGAUGGGGGGAGCGGGAGUGAGCAGGAUGGCGCCAGUGCACACGAAGAGGUGGCCGGACCCGUAGGUGCGGAUGAUUCUCAGGAAGCCGGCAUCGCUGCCGCUUUGCGCGAAGGGCCCGAUAAUUCUGCUGGCGUAGCUGCCAUCGGCGCAUCUAUGAAACAACAACUCAACAAGAUGGACAUACGCCGUUGGGAGCGGCAAGAGCGGCGGGACGGGUAUGCACGCUUGCUAGACCGCAAGCCUAACCCAGCGAUUGACGACGCAGUGCUGAAGGAGCAGAUUGAGAUAGAUCUCAAGAACCGAGGGGAGUGCACGUUCCGCACGGAUGCAGAGUACCGAGGCGAUUACCUGUACCGACCCACCGCAGCUGCCAAGCUGCAGCGCAUGACCCACCUUAUGGAAGAAAUUGUGCGUCUAAAGACAUCCUUCAACGAGGACCUACUCAAGCUGCGCGAGGAGAAGCGGCACGCCCUCGCCCGUCUCAAUGGCAUGCGCCACGACUACGGAACGGUGCGCUUCCAGCUAAGAUUGUGCACGUCUCCAGACAUGCCCGACCUGUUCCUCACGGUGGAAGAGGAGCCCGAGACGCUCUACACGAUGGACCGUGACAAACUCGACGCGUACUGCAAACAGAAAGCGGAAGAGCGGACCAAGGCGGAGGCGAUGAAAGCGCAGCGCGGCUUUGGCGCUGACCUGGCCGGCGCGCAAGCCCCCGAGCGCUCACGCGAGUCCUCUAAUAUACCCACCGGCGCCGUGACCGGCAGCAUCGGCGUGCCACAGAAGCGCACCAAGGGAAGCCACCUCCCCUCUUAUCUCGAACGCGGCUCACGCCAGAGCGCCAUCGGCAGCAUUGCAAUGCGGGAGCGCAUGGAUGCGGAUCUGAAGGCCAAGCUUGACAACGUGAACCUCACGCAAGAAGAGAAGGAAGAGCGAGAGAUGCAGCGCGCCGUUUUGGAGCGAGACAUGCGACGCUUGGAAGCCGCCAUGACCUCAGUGCGGGCGGAGUUCAACGACAAGCUGGAGUCGCUGCGACUGCGUCGUGCAGCACUCGACGUCGACCUCUGUCUUAUGACCAGGCGUCUGACCCUUUUCCACCGCGAGUAUCAGCUGCUGCUGGUCUUUCGUUCGCAGGACAAGAAACUGCGGGCCGCCUUGUCAGCUGUGAAGCGGGAGCGGGAGAUGGUUCAACGCGCCAUUGCGUGCCAACACACGGACCUUGCGUCUACCGAGGAGCGCCUUCGCCACCUCACCGCCCAGCUCAAGUCCACCAAUCAGGCAGCAGAGGUGUACAUAGACGAGCACUGUUCAGGCGACAAGCUUGCGUACAUUAAGCGGGUCUACUAUCGGCAGGUGAAGCGCCGACGCCGCCCGGAGGAUGGGGACGAUGACGAUGAUGACAUCACCAGCGAUGACGACGAGGAUGAGGACGACGGUAUCGGCGAAGAGGUGCGGCCGCCCAACUGCAGCGUGGAGGCGUGGGAAACUAUGCUUAAGUGUCGUGAAUCUCGCCUCGACCUGACGGAAGCCAGUGACGCGGCUAAGGCAGAGAUGGCAAGCAUCCGCAAACAGCUGGAGCAGAGCGAGCAGCGGCUGCAUGAGCUGGGGGAGCACAUCAAGGAAUGCAGAAGCGAAGUGCAGGUGCUCGAAGAGCAGAAGCGGAAGGAGUUAAAUAUGCUGUACAGUGUAGUGCCGCUCCGCCUGAGCCAGGUGCGGUGCCUCGAGAAGGAUGCGCAGCUGCCAUCCCACCUCCCAGAACAGCCGGUAGUUGUUAUCUCCACUGAGCAGAUAAUAGCACUCCGACAGCGCGUCUUUGACCUGGCUGACCAGAAACUACAGCGCCGUGACGAGCUGGCGAGACUGGCAGUGGAGCUGCAGCCCCUGAAGGAGGCCCGUGCAGCUUCGAAUCGUGUGUUCGACGAGUGGCAAGGCAAGGUGAACGAGAUGAUGCUACUUCGGUUUGGUCAGCACGUUGACUUGGAGAUGCUGGAGUCGUGCGGGUCCAGCUGGGCAAUAGAAGCGAAGAAGGAAGAGCUGCGCCACCUUGAGUUGAAGUGGGUACGAUCGGUGAAGAAGGUGGAGAACCAAAUUGCCGAGCUCCGCACACGUCUCCAAGGCAAAGUCUUUGAAAACACGAGGCUGCUGCAGAACCUCGGCGAUCUCGAGACGGAGCGUCAGCAUGUGGAUGCCGUACUGUCGCAAGCCACCUCCAAGACAGUGCAGCAGUACCAUGGCACGACCGUAGCAUCGAAGCAGGAGCGUGCCUUGCUGCGCGAACUUAUCGCUGCACAGCAGGAGGAGAUCGACGCGCUUACUGCUGAGAUCCUCAUGCUGAAGCGCAAGGGUGGCCACGUCUACAGCCCAGCCAUUAUGUAG
This is a messenger RNA of Leishmania braziliensis MHOM/BR/75/M2904, 5256 nucleotides long. RefSeq lists its product as hypothetical. The transcript has a single exon. The coding region runs from base 1 to 5256 and encodes 1751 amino acids. NCBI's taxonomy places the organism in Eukaryota, Euglenozoa, Kinetoplastea, Trypanosomatida, Trypanosomatidae. The record is from RefSeq and is a predicted model, not a curated record. Gene Ontology annotation, molecular function: protein binding.